Daucus carota subsp. sativus is the source of this 895-nucleotide messenger RNA. RefSeq names its product aquaporin SIP1-2. The record is from RefSeq and is a predicted model, not a curated record. Gene Ontology annotation, cellular component: membrane. The coding region runs from base 9 to 725 and encodes 238 amino acids. Gene Ontology annotation, molecular function: water channel activity. NCBI's taxonomy places the organism in Eukaryota, Viridiplantae, Streptophyta, Magnoliopsida, Apiales, Apiaceae. The transcript is spliced from 3 exons. Gene Ontology annotation, biological process: transmembrane transport.
UCCAAAAAAUGGGUGCCAUAAAAUCAGCGAUGGGCGAUUUUCUGUUAACGUUUAUGUGGGUGUUCUGUGCUUCUACGCUAGGAAUCAUCACGUCCAUAAUCGGCACUAAUUUUGGAGUGAAAGGCCUGGUGUAUGAAUUGUUUUGCAUGGCAUGUUUUAUACUCGUUAUGUUGUUUGUGUUCACUUUCAUCGGUGAGGCAUUGGGUGGUGCUGUUUUUAAUCCCACUGAUCUGGCUACCUUUUACGUCGUCGGUAUCCGUACUGAGUCCUUGUUCUCUGCCUCUCUCCGUCUACCUGCUCAGGCAGCAGGAGCAGCUUUUGGUGCACUGGCAAUCAUGGAGGUGACGCCAAAAAAUUAUAAGCACAUGGUGACAGGGCCUUCUUUGAAAGUGGACUUGCACACUGGAGCGAUUGUUGAGUGUGUGUUGACCUUCGGGAUUACCUUUCUUGUGCUCCUUAUAAUCCUUAAGGGUCCUAAAAACACACUUAUGAAAAAUUGGCUGCUUUCCGUGUCAACUGUGGUAUUAGUGUUUGCAGGAUCAGCGUAUACUGGCCCUUCUAUGAAUCCUGCCAUUGCCUUUGGUUGGGCAUAUGUAGAUAAACGACACAAUACGUGGGAGCAGUUCUACGUUUUCUGGAUUUGUCCCUUUGUUGGGGCAAUAUCAUCAGCUCUACUUUUCCGAGUUAUUUUCCCUCCCCCAGUUAAGAAGCAGAAGACAGCCUAAGAGUCUAAGAUUGCUCAUUUCAACAUGAAAGCAAUUCUAUUCUGCUUAUCAGAUACAUAUAUUUUUUUUACUUUUGUCAGUCUUUUCAAUUCUCUCAUUAGUUGUAUAUUAAGAAUAUGGUGUUCUGCUGCAAAGCAAUGAAGUCAACUUUCAGGAAAUUAUGACGAAUA